GAAUGAUAAACGAAUGCAUACAUGGUGCAUUCGAUUUCUAGUGCAUUCUAUAGAUUUCAUUGCAUUCGAUAUAUUUCUGAUUUUCUGACCAUUUCUAGAUUUGUGGGCAUUUGUAGAAUAGAUAACUAAUAACUAUAGUAAUUUAUUAGGACCACGAGGCACGAUACACCAGUACACACCGACCUGAGCUUCUAAAAUGGCUGAAAAUCUAGAAAAACAAAAGGAUGCAUCAUCAAGUGCUGAAGAUGUUAAUAAACCUCAAAGACUUUUGUUAUUCGAACAAUUUAUAAAAAAAGUUGAACAUUCGAUUCUAAAAGUGGAUGACUUCCUUAGCAAAAUUAGUACUACCUAUAAACUUGACAUAAAGCCAAUGAAUAUGGAAUUUUUAAAAUUGGAUAAAUUUUUUGAGGUAUGGGUUUGUCUAAUAUCUCCACGUAUGACAAAGGAUAAUUCAUUGAUAUUUGAUGACGAGACUUGUUUUACAAGACAACAACUUGAACUCAUCUAUGGAACCGAUUUUGUUAAAACAUUCGUAGAAUUUUUAUUGUCAUUACAAACAUUUUCUCAGAUUGAAUUGAAAUUAUUCACUACUGUUGCUGUAUUGAGCAAUAAUAUAUACUCUUAUACUUUGUCUGCUGCUGGACAUUAUUUUUUUGAUAAUGAUAAAGAUGCACAAAAAUUAAAAAAUUUUUGUGCAAGUUUUUUUGAUUAUGACAUUUUACCAAAGUUACUAAAAUUACGGGAACUUGUUGAACAACACAAUAAUGCAAUUGAGAGGUUUUGUGAAAAUUAUUGGCCUAAAUUAGAUAUUUCCAAACUCAUUGCUUUGCGAUUGAAUAUUCCAAUCACUGAGGACAUGCGUUCAAGUUCAGUGGAUCUCGGAUUGAUUGCUGAAAUUGUUGAAGCACGAAAAAUUCAUUUAUGGAAUGGUUGGGCAAAUGCAAUAACAACUCAUAUAACGAGACGAUUAAGCUUUGCACAUGUUUGUCUUGAAUCAUUAACAAGAAAAGAUCAAGCAUGUCUCCUAAAACACGGUUUGGUUGAGGUAUGGGUUUGUGAAAAAUCAUGCCACAUGCCUAUAAAUCCAAUCGAAUUCCGUCCUAUGAAUAGUUGUAGGAAGCAACUUGAACUUUUGCAUGGACCUGAUUUUGUUAAUGCAUUUACAGAAACUUUAUUGUCAUUGCAAGCAUAUCAAUUAUCUACACUUGAAAUGGAAUUAUUUCAGGAGAUUGUUUUAUUGAACCAAAGACCUGGUUUAGUUGACGUUGAAGCUGUACAAAAAUUACAAGAUCUUGCAAUUGAAAAGUUCUCAGCAGAAAGAUUAAAAAAUCAAACGAAUAAUGUUGAUAUUCCAACUCUUGAUAUUUCACAAAUGUUAUCAAAAUUACAAGCACUUUCUUUACUACACUCGAAUUCUCUUGAUUGGUUGAAAGAAAAUUCAAGUAAAGUAAGUCUUCCAGACUUUUUUUGUGAGCUCUUCGACGUCCCAAAUUUUAUUUUAAAAAAAAUAUGA
Messenger RNA from Aphidius gifuensis, 1513 nucleotides. RefSeq lists its product as uncharacterized. The transcript has 5 exons. Lineage: Eukaryota; Metazoa; Arthropoda; Insecta; Hymenoptera; Braconidae. Bases 197 to 1513 code for a protein of 438 amino acids. The record is from RefSeq and is a predicted model, not a curated record.